Messenger RNA from Trichomonas vaginalis G3, 699 nucleotides. Its product is annotated as protein of unknown function, DUF4106 family. The record is from RefSeq and is a predicted model, not a curated record. NCBI's taxonomy places the organism in Eukaryota, Parabasalia, Trichomonadida, Trichomonadidae. The annotation marks the transcript as partial. The transcript has a single exon.
AUGGUAGGCUAUGGUGGAGCCGCAGACGGAACAGCCUAUAACCCUCAAAGUCAAAUGAAUUUGAGUUCACUCAAAAAUCAAAUAGCAGAUGUCAAAAAGUCAAACAUAGACAUACAGAAGCAAAUAGGUGAAAACGAAAAGAAACUAGAAUAUGACAGACACACAAAGAAACUCAAUGAGUUAAACGUAGAGAAAAAGAAGAAAGAAGAACAACUGAAAGAACUAAGUACAGAGGAAUAUGCGAAAAAAGUGUCAGAAAAAGCAGCAGAAGUAGCAAAAAUGGAACAAGAUGUUGUAAAUUUGAAAAACCAUACUACUCAAUAUAAAGUACUGAAAGAUGAAGAGAUAAAACAAAAAGCCCUGAAGACAUAUAUGGAUAGCGAUGAGUAUAAAAAAGAAGUUGAAGCAAAUGUAAAGGCAGAAAAACUUUUACAGUUGCAAAACCAAACCGUACAGUAUGAAAACUUAGCACAAGAAAGUAAAAAUAACGACGCAGCCAUGCAAAAGGCAAUGAAAAGCGCAGAAUAUAUAAAAGCUAACAAUGACUGGUUAGAUGCCCAAGCCAACGCUAAAGCAGCCCAGCUUAUAGGGUCAAUAAGGACAAAAAUACAAGCGGAUGAAGACAGUUCAAAUGAAGCUUUAACAAAUGCUGACUUUAAGAACGCCUUCGAAGCUCUUCAUAGUAAGGUGAAACUAGUG